AUGCAUUUAGAAAUAAUCCCGCAGACCGCUCAGGACGACAAUUUGUGGUCUUCAUCUAUUGCUUCGUUAGACGGCUCUCCAGAUCAUUCUAUGCAUGCUGUCUUGGCUUCCAAACAUGAAGGGGAUACCACCAAGAGCACGGGCUACACUGCACAUAUAGCAUAUAUCCCGGAAUCUUCUCCACAGGUUGAUAUUUUAGACGGAAAUAAGUGUGCAGCAAUUCCAACUUCUUAUUCCAGUCGUGUAUCCUACGAUGAAGUUAAAGAGUCUCUCGGC
Messenger RNA from Protopolystoma xenopodis, 276 nucleotides. The record is from the annotation of a GenBank genome assembly. NCBI's taxonomy places the organism in Eukaryota, Metazoa, Platyhelminthes, Monogenea, Polystomatidea, Polystomatidae.